This is a messenger RNA of Ilex paraguariensis (yerba mate), 1113 nucleotides long. The record is from the annotation of a GenBank genome assembly. NCBI's taxonomy places the organism in Eukaryota, Viridiplantae, Streptophyta, Magnoliopsida, Aquifoliales, Aquifoliaceae.
AUGAGUAUGAAGAACCCAAUGGUUUUCUUGGAUGUGUCCAUUGAUGGUGAUCCCAUUGAAAGAAUGGUUUUUGAGCUUUUUUGUGAUGUUGUUCCCAAGACUGCAGAAAAUUUUCGUGCACUUUGUACUGGGGAGAAGGGAAACAGUCUGAAAACUGGAAGACCCCUACACUAUAAAGGAACCUUUUUUCAUCGCAUUGUCAAAGGAGCCAUGGUUCAGGUAUGUUCUUUAAUCUUUUACUUGCAUUAACCUUUUCUCAAGUAUAUAAAUUCAAUACCUCUCAUUCCCUCUGUGCUUAGUUUUCUGGUUGAGCAUGAUUUAGAAGUGGCCUUGUCUUUUAGUCAGCUAUCCUUGUUUAUGCUGUAGGAUACAGGGCUGAUGGUCACGACUGCUUUUCUUGUGAUGUAGUUUUAAGGGUGGCGAUUUACUUAGACGAGAUGGUAUGCAUUCUUUGGCAAUCAUUUUCAUUCAUGCACUUUGAAAUCUUAUCAUUUUCAUGGUUGCAAUUUUGCUGCCCGUUAUGGUUCUCAUUUAUGUAGUGUAUUCUAUCUGAUGCUCAUCUCAUAACCAUCAAAUUAGUGAAUUAGAUUGGUAAUUUAUUUUUUCAAACCGUGAAUAUCUGCAACUUCUGUACAUAUAUUAGUCACGUCUGGCAGUCAAUGUUGGGUUAAAUGGGGACGUCUUCUAAUGGCCCUAAAUGCAGGAAGCAACACGUUUGAAGUCCUCCUAUAAGAGCUGGAUCAUCUCCACUGGGGGAUCUUCAAGCAUCUGAACAUGCUAAGAAUGUGUGUUGUGUCUUCUCCCUGUCAUCUGGAAUUUGUAUUUUUCUAUUUUUUGUUUUUAUUUUUUUUCUUUAUAACAAAAUCUUUGUUUCCUCUCUAAACAAAAACAUGUCGUCUGUGGUUGCGUUACAUCUUUGGCAUAUGUCUGCAUUGGACUUACUUCUGCUUUGUCUCAAUUAAUUUGUCAAAAUCUUGUAAUGCUGAACCAACCAAAUAAAGUGUUGGAGUUUUCGACGACUUCUGCAGUCCCAAAUAGAGUUCCACGAGCUUUUCCUCAAACCCAGCCUCUCCCAAAUCUUUAUUCUCAAACACAGUUUGUUUUAAACUUAUU